This is a messenger RNA of Cercopithifilaria johnstoni, 2184 nucleotides long. Lineage: Eukaryota; Metazoa; Nematoda; Chromadorea; Rhabditida; Onchocercidae. The record is from the annotation of a GenBank genome assembly.
AUGCAGAAAAUGUGCUGUUCCAAUGUCGUCUCUUUUGAUAUUUUGUUAUUGCUGGUAUCUAUAUUAAUAUUUGCGAAACCUGUUGUCAAGAGCGUGCCAAUAUUGUGCAAUCAUACAAAAUUAUGGAAAUUGGGUGGUCGGAAUAUCGUCACGGAUUCGAAGGGCUUCGUUUUACUAGUAGUACUAAUGCCAUUGCAAUGCGAACAUUGCCGUAAACAAUUGAUGAAAUUCCAAACGGUAAUGGAAACAGUGCCGGAAAUAAGGAUUGUUGUUGUAGCUCCACUUGAUGAGGAUCCUCGUCUGAUUGAGCGCUAUCGAGAGGAAUUCUCACGCGUUGCAAUCGGUAUGGAAUCGUUGAAUGAGCGAAUCUGGAACACGCUGUCAGGAGUCGCCCACGAUCACUUUAUUUAUGACCGAUGUGGCCGUUUAGCCAGCAUUAUUCGGCAUCCGCAAAGUGAUACGUCAAAGUUUGAGCAUACACUUUGGGCAUUGAAAUUAGCUAUUAACUAUGCUCAAUGUGGCUGGUGCCAGUAUGAUCCACCCGAUUUGCCGGCACCUCAGAAACCUAUCGUUACAAGCUAUGCUUCCUCUACGUACAUUGGCAAAACAAAAAGACCUCGUAUUAAGGCAGUGGUACAACCACAAAACAGUAGGACAUAUACGGUGAAUUCGGAUCGGCGAUUUGAUAUUUCCAUGCGAACCGAUAUGGUAGCUCCAGUACGUAAUGGUCAUAUUAGAACUUCUGAUGAUUAUGUCUCUCCUCCACUUAAUGUUACUCCUUCACCAACAACCAUUGAAAAUAAUCAAAAGAUGGUGGUCACUAGUAGCAAAUCACAACAGCAGCAACAAGUUUCUGUGCACAAACAAGAACCAGCUCAGCAGCAAAUGCAACAAAAGCAUUUAAAGUUUGAAAAUGUUCAAAGAAGGGUCAUAACUCGGCCGGACAAUAAUAUUUCAACAGCAAGUAAUUGGCGAGCAUCGAGUGAAUGGACACUAUCACGCACAUUCCCGAGUCGGACAGAUCAAGAUGGAAGUCAACAACGUGAGCACCAGCGGAAAAACGAACUGCAACACCAACAAGAGCAAAACAGAAGAAAACAGAAACAAGAGUAUAAGACUUUGGAAAAACUGCACGUACGACAAGAACAGCAGCGUGUAAAACAGAAAGAGCAGGAAAGAAUUCGGAAACAGAAACAGGAACAGAGAAGGAUUCAAGAACAACGACCAUUGUUGGAAAUGCAAAGGCAACAUGAAGAACAACAACAUCAAGAACAACAAGGAUUCCAGAAACAAAAACUCGAAAGAAUCGAUGAACAGCUGAAGCUGCAAGAACAAAAAACCGAACUUCACACUGAUGUAAGCGGUAAAGAGCAUGAACGUCGGCUUGACAGUUGGAGACAACUCAAAGCUCCGCAACAUCAGCAGAACAUUCAAGAUUCUGCAAUAACAAUCUUUGAUUCCAUAGAUCCAGUAAAGAAAACUUCAUCUCUUUAUGAUGUAGGAGAUGAAGAAGGCGACUAUGAUUAUUCGCAGGCGGUCAGUGAAACAACCGUUGCUCCAACUGAUGAGACGCAAAUCAUGGGUACGAAACGUCCAUUUCUAUUCGAGCAUCAAGUACCAUGCGCUGCUUUUACAGAUGAAAUAUGCAUCGAACAGAAAAAAAGGAUUGGUGCAGAUAAGAUGAGCAAAUGUUGUAAUAAAGGAAUUUAUUUGACGGAUUUAUGCGUACCGAGGCGUUGCACAAAUGCUACUAUUGAAUUAUGUUGUAUGCAGAAAUUUCUCCAGUCGAAAUAUAGAUGUUGUUUGAAUGACAGUAAAGCAAUUAAUUCUCCCGGUGAUACAUUCAGUCGCUGCUGUUUCCACAAAUUUGUACAGAAAGAUGAUAAGUGUUGUCCAGCUCAUCGUGCUAAAUUCCAUUGGUUAACAGCACAUGAGAUAUGUCUACCUAAUGUUCGGGUUGAUUUGAGUAGUUUGCGGUUUUCGAUACAUGUUGCUAAGAAUGCCGGCAUGAAUAAUAAUAAUCAGGAAUUGAAUGAUGUAAUAAUAAUAGAUCUAAAUGAAGACAAAUCAUGGGAUCACAGUUGUGAGCAAGGUGCCAAAGUGUUGCAGUUCCCUUAUUUACCCAAUGAUGAAGACAAUAGCGCUGAGAAAGAAAUCUAUGACAAUAGCGAGGAAAGCAAAUAG